AUGGCAACUCCUCCGCCCCCGCUGAAGAUCCCCGAAUCGACAAAUACGGUGCAGGUAUACAUUAUCGACACGACAAGCCAUAUGUGCAAGUUUCCUGCUGCCGGAUUCGUGGAGCCUACCAUCGCGGGAUAUACCGAGAUGGACUGCUGCGACUUCGCUUUUCUGAUAGAGCAUCCGAAAAGCGGAAGCAAAUACGAUAGUCUCCUCUUCGAUCUCGGAGUUCGCAAGGAUUGGGAGAAGAAUUCUCCAGAUGUCUUCCUGAAGAGUAUUAGGGACGGAGGAUGUUCGAUUGUAGUUCAGAAAGACGUGUCGGAGAUCCUGCAAGGGAACGGAAAGAAUCUGGCGGAGAUUGGCGGGAUCAUUUGGUCGCACUGGCAUUUCGAUCAUACCGAAAAUCCUCGUCUGUUUCCAUCCGAGACAGAUGUCAUCGUCGGUCCAGGCUUCAAGGAGGCCUUCACGCCUUGUUUUCCGACAGUGCCAGAUUUCCUGGUUGACGAGCGCCUGUGGCAAGGACGGACAUUGCGAGUGAUUGACUUCGGCAAAGAUGAGCUCGAGAUUGGAAGAUUCAGAGCGUUCGACUUCUACGGAGAUGGAAGUUUCUACCUCUUGGACGCGCCUGGUCAUACUGUAGGGCAUAUGUCGGCACUUGCGCGGACGACGGCGGAUCCUCCAACCUUUGUCUUGAUGGGAGGCGACAUUGCGCAUCACGCAGGAGAGUUUCGGCCUACUCAGUACUUGCCGAUACCGAAGGAGAUCAGUCCAAACCCUGUCACAGAGACGACUGUGCUGUCGCAAAACUUGCAACAUCUCAGGACAGUACCUGCAUGCCCGGGAGAGGUAUUCGUUAAUGUUCAUCCGAAGAAGAGCAGUACGGAACCAUUCUUCAAUCCAACGACUGCCGAAGGCGCGUGGCAUCUAUCAGCAGCCGAAGCAACUCGCAGCAUCGUGAAGAUGGGCGAACUGGAUGCCUAUGACAGCAUCUUCCCUGUCAUCGCCCAUGACAAUAGUCUGAUGGGAGUCGUUGACCUCUAUCCCAAGCCAGCGAAUAAUUGGAAGGCCAAAAGAUGGAAGUCGCGGAGUAUUUGGACGUUCCUGGGGUACUUUCACCUAUAA
This is a messenger RNA of Cyphellophora attinorum, 1113 nucleotides long. RefSeq lists its product as uncharacterized. The transcript has a single exon. The record is from RefSeq and is a predicted model, not a curated record. The coding region runs from base 1 to 1113 and encodes 370 amino acids. NCBI's taxonomy places the organism in Eukaryota, Fungi, Ascomycota, Eurotiomycetes, Chaetothyriales, Cyphellophoraceae.